Messenger RNA from Chara braunii, 4022 nucleotides. NCBI's taxonomy places the organism in Eukaryota, Viridiplantae, Streptophyta, Charophyceae, Charales, Characeae. The record is from the annotation of a GenBank genome assembly.
CCCCAACUCCAACUCCCCCCCUGGCCAACCCUACCCAACCCAACCCAACCAGACCCAGCCCAACCUGACUCCAUCCAAAAGAUUGACAAGUGUGGGAAUGCAUGGGGGUGGGGGAUGCGUGUUGGUGUUGCAGCUUACCCAGGCGAUCGCAGAGAAUGUUCUGAGCUUCAACGAAGCAUUCUGGUUACGACUUGCUUAUCGCACAGAAGCCUGUCGGUCAGAGGAAGACAGGAACGACCUUGGGGAGCUGGCUACGGUCGUCAUGAAUGUCGUGGAGAGGCUGGUGAAAAAGACAGAGGAGAAAAUGGACGAUUCUUCUUCGAUUCUGCAGAGGAUUAUGUCGUCAGCAGCUGAGCAGAAUGGUGAUUUCGUUGUCCCUAUGACUAAGGACUCCGUUCAGCGUUUGCGGCAGGCAAUUCAUGAAUCAAGCAGUCGAUUGGAUGAAAGUCUGCUUGCACAGGUUGGCGCGUGGAUGCGCAAGCUGGAGAAUGGGCCAGAGAGUGAGCGACGGCUAUUGCCAGUCCUUCAGAGGUUCUACCAGCUUUAUGCGGCAAGGGCGCUGAGCGACAAGAACAGCAAGUUGUUUCCGAAAAGACAGCGACCAGACGAUGAGGGUGAGAAGCUCCUGGUUUCAGUCAUUACAGCGGAUGAAGAGGAAUGGGAAUCCCUGCUGUUGAACGGACUGGUCUACAAUCCAAACAUGGUUGUGAAGCGGUUCUUUGACGCCAUCCUCAGACGGGAAGAUCGGGUCACCUUUCAACUGGAAAGCGGGUCUUAUGCACAAAGAAUAAUCUCGGAGUACUUGUCAGAGAUCGAGGAGCGUGCCAAAAGUUUGAUUGCGGCCGCAAAGGAAGAUCCGAAAAAGCCACCUCUCAAGGAAUGAAGGGCACCAACCAGAGUGCCUAUUGCUGAACGGUAUAUCCAUGUGGCUUUCGAUAUGGAGAUCAUGAUAUUGAAACUUCAAAUGCUGGUGAAUACCAAAAAAAAAAAAAAAAAAAAAAAAAAAAAGAAAUCAUGUUAGGGGCUAACCCCUUUCCUCCAGAAGCAGGCGCACCAACCAAGUGACGCCAAGCCAUUGUUUAAUUCAUCUCCAACAUAAGCGUAAUCAGAGUCUCUUAUCUUGCGCGACUCCGUACCUUUAGGCAUAUGCAUCCCUAGGGGGGUUCUCCUUUCUCCUCCCCCCCUCCCAAUGCCCAGAUCCUCACUUGCUAACUUGGGACUUAGUGCGUGCCAAAUACAGUUGCCACAGCACUAACCCCUGGUAUUUCUGCAAGCCAUGUGGCUGCCACAGCAAGUCCCCUUGCCUUCGCUGCCCAAGUCGUAAAACAGGGACUUAGUGCGUAGCACUGUGUACUUUCCAGCACAGUGUAUAGUACUGUGUACUUCGCAAUAGACAAAGUACGAAGCACAGUGCGCGUGCAUAAAGCUAUGUACUUUGCCGCACACAAACUACACAGAACAGAGCACUCCCAGUACAGAGUACGGAGCACAGAAUACUCUGAGGGCAAAGUACCAUGUACAUAGUCCGCCAGAGUACAGAGUUCAAAGUACAUUGGAUACUGAAUACAGCACACAGUGCAUUGAACAUAAGAGUACAGAGGACAGAGCACGUUUGAGCACAGAGCACAGCACACAUUGAAUGCGGAGUAUAUACCACACAGCACAUUUCAGUACAUUUUCAGCACAGAGUACAGAGCGCAAAGUAUCUUAUGUACAGAGUACAGAACGGCGAACGCAGUGUAGACUGAAUGCAGAGUGCAGAGGACAGAGUACAUCAAAGAUGGAGCGCAGAGUACAUUGAACACAGAGUACAGAUCGCAGAGUGCAUUGAGCACAGAGUACAGAGCACAGUACAUUGAGCCCAGAGUACAGCGGAAGAGUACAGAGCAAAGAGUGUGGAGGACAGAGUCACUGUCAGGGACAGAGAUGUUGGCGAUUUCAGAGUGUUCUUUUUUUCUCCUCGUUAUCUCAGCCUCGUAUUGCUGUCACAAGUCCCCUUUGGCAUUCGAUUCGGUUCAUAUAAAUCAGACUGCAUCAUUAAUGUCGAUUCAAGUUUCAAAUCUAAAACAAUAUAGCUUUUGGCCCUCGGCCGUUCCACUGCGCACCGUCUAAAACAAUAUAACAAUAUAGCUUUUGGCCCUCGGUCGUUCCACUGCGCACCGAUUUCUUGGUUUUCUUUCUGACUCAGCCUUUGGAUCUUGAAGUGGGCGGCCGGGAUGUGCACAGAGCUCAAUUUCUAGCAGAAUAUCUCCGUCCUAGAAUGUCAACAUGUAAUUUUUUGCUUCUCCUUGCUUCCUGGUGAUCUGGACGUCGGGCGUUUGUUUCACUGUUAGACCAUGCCCAGCAUGGUGGCGCAGCCCGGGGCUGUGGCCCAGAGAGAGCCGGUUAACUGACCCCCCAUUUUUCACCUCAAGUUAUAAAAAAACCCAUAAGGCCAUUUCAAGCAAACUCCACACCAAUGUAUAGAGUGCACUUCUUACUAACACAUUAUAAAAAAAAACACCAAAAAAAAAAAACAAAAAAAAAACACAUAAAACGGCACCUCAAAAGUGCAUUUUCAGGGCUUGGAGUAGCACAAUUUUCAAUCAGUGUGCGACAUUGUGGGGCGGCUCCGGUUUUCUGACUGGUUCCCAUUGCCGUUGGGGGGCCCCGUCACGACGAACCGGAGGGAGAGGCGAGGCAGUGUAGCAUAUUAUGCAUCGUUUUUUUGUGUAGAAGCUACAUGUCAGCGGGCACAGCCAAGAAGUGUUGGAAUGCAGACCACAUUAGGGACAUACAAAAAUCUUUCUUUCAAUGUAGAGUAUUGAAACUUUAUAUAUUGAGUUAUAUUUUCUGUUUAUUUACUCGUGUCCCCCUUUUUUUUUUGUCUUCCUUUUUUGGUUUCAUAAGAUUUCGCCAUGCUUCUGAUUAGCUGUCGUGAACAUUAUAGGUAGGUGGAGAGUGGAGGGAGCGGUCGCGGAUCGGCAUGGCAGUUGUGUCCUCUUGGUUUUGGUGUUUUUCGACUUUGCUAUUAACCAAGGCUGCCAUCAACUGAGGUCAUACCCUCCAGAAAUGAUCAUGCUAGUUUUCGUUAUGCUUGCGAUGAUGUUCAAGUGUGUGAGAGGGAGUCCCAACGACAUCAUGGUCUUGGUCCGAACGCAACACACCUUAAUUUUCACUGUAUCGGAUGGGAAACAUACCUGUUCAUUUUCAGGGUGCGUUAUAUUCGGAGGGGACGACGGUAGCGUUGCAUUUAAGUAACCCCUAUGGAGUUUGAUGCACUGCAUCAAGUGAGGUAUAAGCCUCUCACUCGGAUGGCUUUACCUCAUUCACAUAUAUGUCCAGAGACGGCAGUGUGGUGAAGUCUGAGGAGGAUUAAUUUUAUUAAAAACAAAAAAAUGAGGCGAGGGUUUGCAGGGAAGUCGGAUUAGAUGAGGGGAGGAGGAGGAGGAGAAUCCCUCUGGAUGGAGAAAGGUUCCAACAACAAAGAGCAUUCAAUUAAGAGCAUGCAUGUGGAUGGGUUUUGGAAAGAGAUACAGAACUGCAGACCAAUGGCAAUUUUUUGCACCUCUUCACAAACACGUUGAGAUUCAGGCGUUACAUCCAAUCCACUUUGCAAUUGGGACAUAACCCACCUUCGGGCUGUUGGGGUAUAACCUUACCCCUUGUUCUGAACCCACAAUGUCCAAUGAUUGGCAUUUCCUGAAAGUUGACCGUUUCUUUUUCCAUUGCCCGUCUCUGAUAACGUGUGGACGUGGCAUGGGCGAUGCUGGCAUUGCAGGCGAUGAAAAGUUUGCUAUUAACUAAGGAGCAGCACAGUUUUUUUAUCAGUGUGCGACAUUGUGGGAUGUCCAGCAACUGUGCACGGUGGUGACAGGGACGGCUCCCGUUUUCUCACCGGUUUCUCAUUGCUGCAGGGGCCCCGCGUCACGGUGAACCAGAGGGAGAGGUGAGGCAGAGUAGUGUACUAUGCAUUGUUUUUUGGCGUAGAAGCUACAUGGCAGUGGGCAGAACUAAGAAGUGUUGGAAUGCAGACCACAUUA